GGUUGCUAAGGCCACACGCCUUGAAGAAGCAUACGAAGGCGAGAAGAACCGUUAAACCUAACCCCAAAAAAAAGAAUUCGUUGUUUACUCUUUCGUUUUCAAAAAUUAAUUGGGCAUUUUCUACAACUUAAGCCUUUUACAGCAAAAAAUGUUUUACCACAUAUCACUGGAGCACGAAAUCCUACUGCACCCCCAAUACUUUGGACCACAAUUAUUAGACAAAGUUAAAACUAAACUCUAUACUGAAGUGGAAGGCACUUGUACAGGAAAGUAUGGUUUUGUUAUAGCUGUGACUACAAUAGACAGUAUAGGAGCAGGUCUCAUUCUGCCUGGACAAGGUUUUGUAGUGUACCCUGUUAAAUAUAAGGCUAUUGUAUUUAGACCUUUUAAAGGAGAGGUGCUGGAUGCUGUUGUUCGACAAGUGAACAAGGUUGGAAUGUUUGCUGAAAUUGGUCCCCUAUCGUGUUUUAUAUCUCACCAUUCAAUACCAGCUGAAAUGGAAUUUUGCCCUAACGUGAAUCCCCAGUGUUAUAAAACCAAAGAUGAGGAUGUAGUUAUACAUGCAGAAGGAGAGAUACGGCUCAAAAUUGUCGGUACAAGGGUGGAUGCUAGUGGAAUUUUUGCAAUUGGGACUCUUAUGGAUGAUUAUCUCGGGUUAAUUAGUAAUUAGGAUUUUAUUGUAAUUUAUAUUUUGAAAGUUAAUUAUGUGCAUCAUAAGUUUUAACCAGGUGUUAUUCAAGUAUGUGGUCAAAUUUCAAGGGGUUGAGACUAAUUAUUAAAUAGUCUUGAAGUAAUAAAAGUGUGGUAAGAAG
Messenger RNA from Anthonomus grandis grandis, 812 nucleotides. RefSeq names its product DNA-directed RNA polymerase II subunit RPB7 (gene Rpb7). The transcript is spliced from 6 exons. Lineage: Eukaryota; Metazoa; Arthropoda; Insecta; Coleoptera; Curculionidae. The record is from RefSeq and is a predicted model, not a curated record. Gene Ontology annotation, cellular component: RNA polymerase II, core complex; P-body. Gene Ontology annotation, biological process: positive regulation of nuclear-transcribed mRNA poly(A) tail shortening; transcription initiation at RNA polymerase II promoter; DNA-templated transcription. Gene Ontology annotation, molecular function: single-stranded DNA binding; translation initiation factor binding; single-stranded RNA binding. Bases 149 to 670 code for a protein of 173 amino acids.